Molecule: messenger RNA, 1743 nt
Organism: Pocillopora verrucosa
Lineage: Eukaryota; Metazoa; Cnidaria; Anthozoa; Scleractinia; Pocilloporidae
Product: protein Mis18-alpha-like
Biological process (GO): chromosome segregation; CENP-A containing chromatin assembly
Cellular component (GO): chromosome, centromeric region; nucleus; chromatin
Source: RefSeq, a predicted model, not a curated record
AUGGCGGUAAAUUCAAGGAGAGAUUCGAAGAGAAGUGAAUUUCCUUUACCUCAAUUUGAGGAAACUUUUCCAAUUGUGUUCCAGUGUAAAAAUUGUAAUAAUAUACUCGGCGAUUCUUGCGCAUGGGUUUCUUCUGACCGAGAUCUUGAGAUGAUCUGCAUAAACAAAGUAACACCAUUUAUAUGUUCAGGGGAAUGCUUGGAGACUUCGACCACAGAAAGUGAUAUAGGCAGCACAUUUAUCCCUUUACACUGUAAGUCCUGCAGUUCACCUAUUGGUCGCAUCUACCAGACCACUCCAAAAGAACUGGACCAUUUACGGAAUCUUUAUUGCUUGGAUAUGGAGUAUACUAGAAGCUAUCAGGUUGGUUCUGUGGAUGGGAUGCAGACUUUACCGGCAGAAGAAGUUCUUGACCUACCAACAGCUAAAGGGCUUCAGCAAGGAAUUCACAAGAUCGAAAGUGUCCUGCUCAUGUUGGAAGAGAGGUUGACAUUACUGGAAAAUGAAGUUCGUAGCAACAAGGUAAAUAUGGAGGAUAACGAGACAAAUUUCACCACGAAAGGUUACAACGGUGUAAGUGAAACACAUAAGGAGAACCAGACUAAGAAAGCGAACAGAAAGAGAAGAAAGUAAACUGCAUACAAUCUAUAGCUGGCUCGAGUAUGUGUGACUACCUUAGUUAGGUUAGAUUUUAACAGAAUUCAUAUAUGCUCUUUACCAGCUGACCUUGUUACUACUUAAACUGUAACUGUUCAUAUAUUAAUUAUGUCGAUCUCGGUUUUCUCUGUUCACCUUUAUUAGAGUAAUGUAAGUGUUAGUUCUAAUGCGGCAUGCACUCACCUAUGAGGAAAAAAUAUCAAGCUACUGAAUCAAAAAAAUUUUAAAAAAAUAAAGAAUAGUGAAAAUUUGAUGAAAUUAAGAAACAGCUCUUCGAGGCAUAAUGAAAUUUCCUGUUGUUACAUUGCUUGCCCUCAAAGUGUGAGGUAGUUUAGUGAAUCGUGGCGUUGACUGAGAAUCUUUCCGUUGUUGAACAAUGACACUUAUUAAUUAAAAACAUGUUCCGGGUUUCCACAAUGGUACAUGUAUGAUCAAUCAUUGCGUGGUAUGGGAGGGCUAUCAUUAAGAAAAUUAAUAAUGGGAGUAGAUUCUAUAACAGUACCAAAGGUGAGGUUUGGGACAGGAAAUGUGGAGUGGAUCAAAGAGGAUCUUGCAAACAUAAUUGUGGUUCGACUAACCCUUGGAAAAAAGUUCGUGUCUCCGUGUAAGGUAACAAUACCCGAGUUAUUUACGAUGUUUAGUGUCGAUGCGUGAUCAUUUCUAAGUUGAUUUAUAUUACAAAAUUUUACACUAAAACUAACUGCUAAAGGACUAACCAUGCACUUAGCUAGACGGAGUUGCGCUAUGAUUAAAAGAAUUAAAUGAAAGUGCAAACAUAGUUAAAAAAAAGUGAUCAAAGACUAAGUGAUGUCUGGACGAUACUACAGAAGUGGCACAUGAUCAGCUUAACAUGGGCUUAAGCUCCAUGAGCCUUUAUACUGUGCUCCUUGAAACUCUUUACUCAGGGAACCAUGACAUCUCUCAAAAACGCCCCUCCGUCUCCCUCAAGAAUGCUGGUUCCCAGGUCACAGAAGUUCAGAUCUAUGGCUAGUUUGUAGCGCAUUCUAACAUCAGUAACAAAUCCCAAGAGCCUUUUCAUAUUAACUGCUGCUUGAGAUGUGCGUGCAUUUUCACUUUUGUACCUAA